This is a messenger RNA of Coturnix japonica (Japanese quail), 718 nucleotides long. Lineage: Eukaryota; Metazoa; Chordata; Aves; Galliformes; Phasianidae. The record is from RefSeq and is a predicted model, not a curated record.
GCAGGGUUGCAAAGUGGUGGGCUGUGCUGGCUCAGAUAGCAAGGUUGCAUAUCUGAAAAAAAUAGGCUUUGAUGAAGCCUUCAAUUACAAGAUGGUUUCUUCCUUGGAUGAAGCACUGCGUAAAGCCUCUCCUGAUGGCUAUGACUGUUUCUUUGACAAUGUGGGUGGAGAAUUUGCCAGUAUUGCUAUCAACCAGAUGAAGAAAUAUGGAAGGACUGCAGUCUGUGGAGCCAUCUCUCAGUACAAUGACUCUGUGCCUCAGAAAGGGCCUUAUAUUCGGUUUCCAAUGAACUUCAAGGAACUUAGCAUGAAAGGGUUUAUCGUGAGCAGCCGGAGUAACCGCCGGGAGGAAGGUGUGAAUGCACUGCUCAAAUGGGUUCUGGAGGGGCAGGACUGGUGACCUAUCUGAAGAAAGAAUUGCCAGGUAGUGUUCCUGUCUCUUGUAAAUGAUUUGUUAGAAUAACUGGCUUCAGCCAGCUAGCAGUGCACCUUGUUGCCAUGCCGUUGUGGUGGUUCUUCCCUCUCAGGCAGCCUGGCCUAGCUCUGGGCACUCACCCAUCACUCAACACCCACCCAAUCAGUGUCUCAAGAGAAUUCAUCUUUACUCAGUAUUGCCCAAGCGAGCCAGGAGAUUGGAAAUCUAUAAAGAAUAGACCACGGACUAACAGUUUUGAUUUUGAACAAAAUCUAAAUGCUUUAUUAACAUUUCAACAAUUUU